Molecule: messenger RNA, 2442 nt
Organism: Amorphotheca resinae ATCC 22711
Lineage: Eukaryota; Fungi; Ascomycota; Leotiomycetes; Helotiales; Amorphothecaceae
Exons: 5
Coding region: 1-2442 (813 amino acids)
Biological process (GO): regulation of actin filament polymerization
Cellular component (GO): plasma membrane; actin filament; site of polarized growth
Molecular function (GO): actin filament binding
Source: RefSeq, a predicted model, not a curated record
AUGGCCUCGUUGAACACCUCUUCCAACGGCCCAUCCAUCAAAUCCUCCUACCUGGGUGUUGUCAAUUCCUCGGCCCCAAGCGGCCCCGCGGCAAGCUCUCCUACCUAUGGACAAUGGGCUCUUUUCUCCGUGUCCGCACCGCUGGUGAACGCCUUUCAGCAUGACAGUGGCGGCAAGGAGAGUGUGUUGAAGGUUCAAAGCACUGGGGAGGGAGAGCUCGUUGACCUGAUCGAUGACUUCUCGGAAGGACGUGUACAAUUCGCCUUUGUCAAAGUCAAGGAUCCAAAUACCACGCUGCCAAAAUAUGUCUUGAUCGGAUGGUGCGGCGAGGGUGUGCCUGAAAGAACCAAAGGCUACUUCACAAGCCACCUUGCAGCAGUUUCCAAGAUUCUUCAUGGAUACCACGUACAAAUUACAGCCCGAUCCGAUCGCGACCUCACUCCGGAAAGCAUUGUCCAGAAAGUCGCAGAUGCAUCUGGCGCAAAAUAUUCAGCAGGAUCUGCUGCCCCUCCACCAAGCUCCGGACCUGCACCACCGGUAGCUUCUAAGCCCGUCUUCACUCCCACACGAACAGGCGGAGCCACCGGCUUCAAUCCAUUAGCGUCAAGAACACGGCCCGGCCAUAACGACAGCAAUGUAGAUGAGGAUGGCUGGGGUGCGGAUGCGCCCCCCGUGGUUCGAACACAGCUUGAAAAGGUUGCACCUGCAUAUCAGCCAACCAAGGUCAACAUGGCGGAGUUGACAAAACAGAAAGAGCCUUCGAGGUUCAAUGGUGGUGGGCGAGAUAACGAUCGUGCGGACUCAGGCGACAUUGUGAAAGGAGGCUAUCAACCAGUUGGAAAGGUUGAUAUUGCAGCUAUACGUGCCCAGGCGCAGAAGACGGAGGACGAUCGGCCGACAGUGGUGAAAGGCGCUUACGAGCCUGUUGGAAAGGUCGACAUUGCUGCUAUUAGAGCUAGAGCACAAAAGCCGCCUGAUGAUGGUGCUCAACAACUCACACCAGCCGCAACAGGCGCCUCGGCCACUAGCAACACAAGCAGCGAGCCGCCGAAAUCACUAGCUGAAAGAUCUGCUGCCUUCACACAAUCCGAACGACUUACAGCCUUGCCAAAGCCUAAGGUUGCCAAUAAAUUUGGCUCCGCUGCAACUUUCACAGGAACCAAGGCACCUACUCCGGCCGUCUACGGAUUCCAAUCCACGCCUGCGGCAACUCCUCCUCCAGUCGGUGCAGCCAGUCGAACCUUUGCUGAUGAAGGUGGUAAGACCCCGGCUCAGAUCUGGGCCGAGAAGAAGGCGCGAGAAAGAGGUACAAGCAGCGCUGGGGCUACUCCACCAUCUGUCACCUCUCCAGUCCAAAGCCAAGCAAGUGGGACCGGGGAAUGGAAGAGUGGAUAUACUGGGAAGACAUGGGCUCCAGUUGCUACUAAUGCCACGGGCCGCUCUGGAACCGAAAGCAUUGGUCAGCAACGCACCGGCGAAGAAGAGCGUGAGCAGGAAGAGACUCAAUCAACUGCUGGUGGAGUUGGCGCGUUGAGAGACCGGUUCAAGGGAGGAGUACCAAUGGGCGCACCAGUCAUUCCUAAAGCAACAACGGGAGAGCAAGCACCUCCACCUCCACCGAUCAACACGUCAAACAGACCGCAAGUGGGUGUCCCAUCUCAAUCCCAUCCAUCUGAAGAAGAGCAUGCCGGCCCCAACAUCCCCCCACCUCCUCAAAUCCCCCGGAGCCCCACACCUGAAUCCCCAGAACGCGAGUCCUCCCCUGUACGAAUUGCCAUGCCUGUUGCACGAAGUAAGCAACCCGAGAUGGAAGCACCCGAGGAUCGCAACCCGCCGCCAGCCCUCCCAACACAAGCCAUUGAACAGAACCUUCCACACGAGGAGGAUCUCGACGAAGAGCCCGCAGGCCACGAUCCAGCUCGUGCUGCCAGUGCAGCCGUAGCCGAAGCUUCAUUCGGAGAGCAGGCCACCGCCCACCAGGGAUCAAGCGCCAGCGGCAAACGCGCAGUGGCCCAAUACGACUACGAGAAAGCAGAAGACAACGAGAUUGAUCUCGUGGAAGGCCAAUACAUCACCAACAUCGAGAUGGUCGACGAAGACUGGUGGAUGGGCACGAACUCCAAGGGCGAGAGCGGUCUGUUCCCCAGCAACUACGUCGAGCUCGUCGAGGGCGACGACGAUGCGGCGCCGGCUCCCGCCAGCCACGAGCCCGAGCCCGAGCCCGCCCCAGCAGCUCCCACGGCAGCCGCAGCCGCAGCCGCGCCUUCAGGCCCCACGGCCAGUGCGCUCUACGACUACGAAGCGGCGGAAGACAACGAGCUGAGCUUCCCCGAAGGCGCCACGAUCACCGGACUCGAAUUCCCUGACGAGGACUGGUGGUUCGGCCAUUACCAAGGUAGCUCGGGAUUGUUCCCUGCUAACUAUGUACAACUUGAUGAGUAA